Molecule: messenger RNA, 1080 nt
Organism: Polyodon spathula (Mississippi paddlefish)
Lineage: Eukaryota; Metazoa; Chordata; Actinopteri; Acipenseriformes; Polyodontidae
Product: integral membrane protein 2A-like
Exons: 6
Coding region: 117-875 (252 amino acids)
Biological process (GO): negative regulation of amyloid precursor protein biosynthetic process
Cellular component (GO): Golgi apparatus; plasma membrane; extracellular exosome
Molecular function (GO): amyloid-beta binding
Source: RefSeq, a predicted model, not a curated record
UCCGGUUUGAAGAAGGAGGAGAACAGCAAACAAAAAGUGCGUCACAGGAGAACCGCGGAAGACAUUGAAAGAAACGACAUUGUUGGAGGCGUUUGUGAAAAACAAACUGUGUAAAGAUGGUGAAAAUUGCCUUCAACUCUGCGCUGGCACACAAAGGCAUUGCAAAAGAUGGCGAGGUGCUGGUUGCUGAAAAGGAUCCAGAAACUGCAUCAGUGUACACCAAUGAGGACUCCACUGGGAGAUGCUUGUUGACCCUGCUUGGGCUUGCGUUUAUCUUAACUGGACUUAUUGUUGGUGGUGCCUGCAUCUACAGGUACUUCAUUCCCAAGCAUAAGUUGUACCAUGGAGGAAUGCACUUCACUGAAAUGGACAGCAAUAUUUUGCCAGAACCUAUGGAAACCAGGGAGCCCUAUUACCUGCCCAGGAUUGAAGAGGAUCUCGAGAUCAGGGACAACAUGGCCAUUAUCAACGUUCCUGUUCCAGAGUUUGCUGAAACAGACCCAGCAGCCAUUCUCCACGAUUUUGAUCGGAAACUGACUGCCUAUCUAGAUCUGCAGCUGGACACUUGCUACGUGAUUCCAUUGAACACCUCUGUCGUUAUGCCUCCUCGGGAUUUGUUGGACCUCUUUCUACAAUUAAUGACUGCUUCCUACAACACAUACUUGAUUCAUGAGGACCUGGUAGUGACCGAACGAGUUGAUGAUGUUUCAGAACUGGGAUUCUAUAUCUAUGAACUCUGUGAGGGCAAGGGCACCUACAGAAUGCAGCGCAGGAGUGACAUCAUAGGUAUCCAGAAGCGCUCACUCGGAAAUUGUUUCAAGAUCAGACAUUUCGAGAACAAGUUUGUUACUGAAACCAAGAUCUGCAGAGCCUGAGUGAAGCAGACCAGAGGAAAGAAGGUUCCGUCAGCUUAGUGGGAGGGGAAUGUGGGUGGAAUGAAACCGGGGGGAGGGGGCCGGGGGGGUCUGGGCUUUCUGGCAAAAUCUUAAUUAAGCUGAAAAGCAGUCAUUUUUGUGCAUAUAGGUAACCUAAGUUCUUCAACCCUGCUACUUAUCCAUCCACUGAUAACACUAUGUAACA